AUGGUUCAUGUAUCCGCAUUGGCCGAUGCCCAGGUUGCGGCGCUGUACGACCAUGUCUCCAGCAGCGGCGAAUUGUACUGCAAGAGCGACCUCGAGUGCCUGAUGCGGCAAUUCGAAAUCAAGGCUUCGCGGCAUCGCGGUAACGUGUCAAGCAUAAGUAGACACACCCCCGUAGAGGUUGUGAGCCAGCUCCUGCAGGAGGGGUUGCUCCGCAGCCAACGCUUCAAGAAUGUUACAGUGAUCUGGUGUCCAGUGCCCCCGGCAUCAGAGGACGGCAAAAAGGUAGAGGUGCCAGCGACUUCAUCGGAAUCUGACAAUGCAAACCUUAAACUGCGAUGCGAUGAAUUAAAGGAGGAGCUGGCCAAACUGGAGGCAACGAAGGGCAGCAGUGAUUCUAUGCGUGAGAAGGGCGAGAUUAUUCGGCAUGAGAUCAAAGUGCUGGAGGAGCAAAAUGCCGCCAAGCGCAAGGAGGCAGCUGCGAACCUCGACGGCGAGCGUAGGGAAACGGCAGCCUACCUCACUAGGUUGAAAACUAGCACAACGUUGCUCCAGAAAUACGUCUCCGACACAUAUUUAGUGUCUAAUGAAGCAUGA
Molecule: messenger RNA, 594 nt
Organism: Babesia ovata
Lineage: Eukaryota; Apicomplexa; Aconoidasida; Piroplasmida; Babesiidae
Product: peptidase M23, putative
Exons: 5
Coding region: 1-594 (197 amino acids)
Source: RefSeq, a predicted model, not a curated record